GUACAUUUUUGAGUUGCUCAGCUUGUUGACGUGUAAAACUAUUUGCUGUCAAAAGAUUAAGACAUCAUGUUAAAAGCAGUUAUCUUAAUCGGUGGGCCGAUGAAAGGAACCCGUUUUCGACCCUUGUCAUUGGAUAUUCCAAAACCCUUGUUUCCAGUAGCUGGUUUUCCUAUGGUGUAUCAUCACAUUGAGGCAUGCACAAAGGUGAAAGACUUGAAGGAGAUCAUACUGAUUGGCUUUUACCAGCCGAACGAUGCACUCAGCAAGUUCAUCCUCAACUGCCAACAAGAGUUUCAGAUCCAGAUCAGAUAUUUGCAAGAGUACACUGCGCUGGGCACAGCAGGUGGUAUCUACCACUUCCGGGACCAGAUUCUCACCGGCAAUCCCAAGUGUUUCUUUGUGAUGAACGCCGACGUCUGUGGUGACUUCCCCUUGGCCGAAAUGCUCGACUUUCACCACCAGAGACCCGAGGGAGCGUGUGGAACAAUCCUAGCCACAGAGGCAACAAGACACCAGUCUCUGACCUAUGGUUGCAUUGUAGAAAAUCACGACACACAUGAGAUUCUCCAUUACGUUGAAAAGCCAGAGACAUUCGUUAGUACGACUAUCAACUGCGGAAUAUACCUUUUCUUUCCCCAAAUAUUCGAAAAACUUGAGGUGGCAUUCAAACAGAAUUUGGAAGAAAACUAUAAUUGCGGAGAAUUUCUUAGUUUUGAUUUCCACACUCCGUCGAAGGAAGUGAUUCGGAUGGAGCAGGAUAUCUUUGUGUCUCUCGCCAACCGCGGGAAACUGUUCGUGUUCAAAGACACGUCGAGAUUCUGGAGUCAGAUCAAAUCAGCAGGUGCCGCAGUGUAUGCAAAUCGCCACUACCUGGCCAUCUACAAAAACACACAUCCAGAGAGACUGGCGGUGAAUGGUGACGGCAAACCUCGAAUCAUCGGAGACGUUUUCAUCCACUCUACAGCAUCCGUGAACCCGUCGGCUGUGCUUGGACCCAACGUAACGAUUGGCCGACACGUAACCGUGGGCGAGGGCGUCCGCGUGAGGGAGUCCAUAGUCUUAGAAGGAGCAACACUGCAGAACCACUGCUGUAUUUUGCACACGAUCGUGGGCUGGCACAGCUCCAUCGGCCGAUGGACGCGCGUCGAGGGAACUCCCAACGAUCCGAACCCAAAUAAACCGUUCGCCAAGGUGGAGGUCCCAGCCAUGUUUACACUGGAGGGCAAACUGAACCCCUCCAUCACAGUGAUAGGUUCCAAUGUUCAAGUGCCAUCCGAGGUGAUUAUCCUCAACUCCAUAGUUCUACCACACAAGGAUCUCAGCGGCAGUUACAAGAACCAGAUAAUUCUUUGAUGGAGUCUCAUGUCAUAGUUGUUUAAUUUCAAAAUACCAUAAUACGAUACUGCCAUAACACAGUCUUGCAUCGUAGUUGUUUUAUUUGAAAAUACCAUAAUGCCAUAUUGAAAUUGAACAGUCCUGCAUCACAGCUGCUGGAUUUGAAAAUAUCAUAUUGGCAUCAUGCAAUCUCACAUCAUAGCUGUUUAAUUUCAAAAUGCCAUACUCUCCUCACACAGUCUCAAGUCAUAGCUGUUUAAUUUCAAAAUACCAUAUUGUCAUCACACAGUCUCAAGUCAUAGCUGUUUAAUUUCAAAAUGCCAUACUGUCAUCACACAGUGUCUCAAGUCAUAGCUGUUUAAUUUCAAAAUGCCAUACUGUCAUCACAGUCUCAAGUCAUAGCUGUUUAAUUUCAAAAUACCAUAUUGUCAUCACACAGUCUCAAGUCAUAGCUGUUUAAUUUCAAAAUACCAUUAUGAUAAUGCUGUCCUCACAGUCUCGCAUCAUAGCUGUUUGAUUUUAAAAUAUAUGUAUCAUAAUACUUCCACUUCAAAAUCCAUAGUCCUAGAAGAAGCAUUUAGAUUGGAUGCAGCGCACGUUUGCUCUUGCGUCUGCCUCGUGCGUUUGGAGCAGUUGCGUUUCAUCCACAAUUAAUAAACAAAGAAGUUAAUUGUAGCCUCACAUGCCUCAACUCAUAUGGAAUGUGUGUCUGUGACAAAAUGGACCCAAACGCUAGAUCCAUAAACAAUUACAGUACACAACAUAACAUUGAAGUCAACCAACCACCCAUGGGUGGUUUUGUUAAAGUUGGUAAUUAUACUUGCAGAUGAACACACCAAUACAGUCACUGUGGUAAUUACACAGCAACUCCAAAAUGAACGAACUGUUACACUAACUAUACAGUCCGUAAAACAAAACGAAAUGCCAUUUUUCCUGGUCUAAGAUCGAAUUGACCCAGUGUUUGAAUGGUGUAUUAAAUAGAACCAUGCCAGCCUUUGGUGAGAUGUGUUGCUGUACUUGUAAAAUGGUCUUUUAUCUGGUUAUAAAUUCCUGUAUUUUAAUUUGAACUAGUGUUACUGUACCAGCUAGGAGCAUAGCCCAGUGGUAAAGCGCUCGCUUGAUGCACGGUUGAUCUGUGAUCGAU
Molecule: messenger RNA, 2479 nt
Organism: Gigantopelta aegis
Lineage: Eukaryota; Metazoa; Mollusca; Gastropoda; Neomphalida; Peltospiridae
Product: mannose-1-phosphate guanyltransferase alpha-B-like
Biological process (GO): biosynthetic process
Cellular component (GO): cytoplasm
Source: RefSeq, a predicted model, not a curated record